Molecule: messenger RNA, 744 nt
Organism: Anopheles funestus (African malaria mosquito)
Lineage: Eukaryota; Metazoa; Arthropoda; Insecta; Diptera; Culicidae
Exons: 1
Coding region: 57-671 (204 amino acids)
Source: RefSeq, a predicted model, not a curated record
ACAGCAACAAUCAUCAGUUCCUUUCUAGGAGUAUUCUGACCGAAAUCAACAACGAUAUGAAGGUUUGUGUCAUAUUCCUUGCCGCCGCUAUCAUUGCGGUAGCUUCGGCUGCUACCUCACCGGCAUUACAUCCGAAUCCACCAGCACCUCCACGGGGCAGUGACUCUAGCAGCAGUAGUUCGUCGGAAAGCGAUCAAUCUGGCGACGCUUCCGGAUCUGCAGAAGUUAAUGCCGGCAUUCAACCGAUCGGUAUCUUCGGACGCCUUCCCCACAGACCGUGGUGGCCCAUCCCAAAGAUUCCUCCAUUCCGUCCACCAUGGCAUCCGCGUCCUCCGUUCGAAGGCAAUGGUCGUCCGUGGUGGUUGAGACCACCGUUCAUUCAUCGACCGACCACCAGUACUGCCGCACCGGAGGGAACUUCUGUUGCCAGUCCUACAACUGCAGUUGCCUCGACCACUACGGAAGCUGCAACAACGACACAGGAAGCCACUACUACUGAGGAGGCAACGACCACGGAGGAGGCAACGACCACCGAAGAGGCAACCACCACGGAGGAGGCAACGACCACGGAGGAGGCAACGACCACGGAGGAGGCAACCACCACCGAGGAGGCAACCACCACCGAGGAGGCCACUACCACCGAGGAGGCGACGACUACCGAUUCUUCUUAAUACAAUGAUUUGAACAAUACGGAAUUCCUAAACCAAGCAAUGCAUUAAAAGCAAAUUAUAUUCUGCAAUGAAA